CAUUCAAUUUGUGUGUUUCCUUUCCGUGUGCGAACACACACACCCACACCCAUCCGCCCUUAUGCACGCACUCGCAGGUAGCAUUCUUACACUCAAGAGACUACUUAUAAUGGCGGGAGGUAUAAAUUUCAGAGUAAUCAUGUCGCCGUUAUCGGCUGCGGGCAUUUGCUAUCGUCGGGAAGGUUUCGUAAGAAACAUCAUGGACCACAUCUGCAGACGACAUCAUGGGACAAACAAUCGAAGAGACGCGGGGACAGAUUCCAGUUCACUGCGUUCUUUUCCAAAGGUUCAGUUACAUAUUCAUCUGGACGGAGCAGUCAGACACGACACACUAUGGAGGGCUGCAAGAAAGAAAGGGCUCUGUGGUCCGGCGAAUACAUUCCAUGAGUUUGUAGAUUUGGUUCGAUGUUCCAAAGGUGACCUAGUCAGCUUCCUCUCAUCAUUUGAUACAAUCCUUCCAAUCAUUGCCGGGGACCGAGAACUUAUCAGCCAAAUAGCUUAUGAACUCUGUGAGGACCAAGCCAAAGAGGGCGUGGUGUAUUUCGAGGCACGGUACUGCCCCCAUUACAUGUCUUCCUCGUUUUCAACACCAAGUAGCAGAAAGAAUUCGGUCGUCAAGGAUGACUUCCUGACACCACGUGACGUAGUUAUGGCAGUGAAUGAUGGGAUACGAAGAGGAUGUAGGGAAUUCAAUGUCAAAGGUCGCACUUUACUCUGCCUGAUAAGACCAUGUCCAGAGUUUUCCCAUGAAGUGGUUGAACUGAGUCACGAAUUCCUCAACGACACGGUCGUCGGAAUCGAUAUGGCCGGAGACGAGGACGCUCCUUGUACUACAGAACAUAUAGAUGCCUUCAAGCUAGCUGCUGAUUUAGGAUUACAUCGGACAGUUCAUGCCGGUGAACUUGGGCCAGCAGAAAAUGUGAGAUUUGCAGUAGAGGAGCUGGGAGCGGAACGGAUUGGGCAUGGCUAUCAAAUCCAUCAGGAUCUCGAUGUAUACAAAAUGAUACGGGACCGCUUAAUACACCUUGAAUUAUGCCCAACCUCGAGUAUAUACACCGGUGCCUGGAUAGGAAGGCUAUCGGAUCAUAUUGCUAAAAGAUUUGAAAAAGAUGGAUUCAAUAUAGGUAUCAACACAGAUGAUCCUACCUUACUUUCAAAUACGAUGGAGUCCGAGUUUGAACUAGCCAAAACAUAUUUCGAUUUCACAGAUGGCCAACUGAAAAACAUGACAAUGGAUGCAGCUCGAGCAUCCUUUUUACCAGAGAGCGAAAAGACACAUCUCAUUCAAGAACUCCAGACCAAGUUUGAUGCAUUAUGAUGUUGCGAUUUAGGCAUAGUUUAUUUGUUUGAAAUGCAAGUAAUAAGUAUAGUCUUCAAACACAGAAAUUUAGUAAUAACGAGAACAGCAAGAAAAUUAAUAUUUCAGCAAAAAUUGGUAUAUAAAUAGUACAUGAUUUUUUAUCGAAUAAGAGCGAGUUUAAUACUGCAAAUACUCUCCCAAAAUUCCUAAUAUAACUAUUUUUAUAAUUUUGACGAGUUCUUAUUACUGAGUUCAGUUUGACAGAUACGAGAAAUUGAAGGAUAGUUUUGCGUGUAAGAUCAGCUGCUCAGCUUAUGUAGGUUCGGGAUAAUCAUUUAAAGCAGGGUUCCGUUAUGGUAACAAAUGCAGAAUUUCUAUGACAAGUUUAAAAUCAACCAAUCAAAUUGAAGGAUUUCAGUAGCUUUUAACUGUAUUUGCAAAUUUGUUAUUGUAACAGGUUUUAUGAAACGGGGCCUUGGGGAGCGUUUCAUGAAAGGACUUGUCGGACGUUUUAUCCGACAAGUCCCAUUUCAUCCGACAGUUACCAUAGUAACAGUACCUCUCAGCCAAUCAACAUCAGAGAAAGAUGUCAGAUCUGACAACUUGUCGGAUGAAAAUGUUGAUGAAACACUCCCCAGGUGUGUGUUUCAUAAAGCUAGUCGUAAAGUUACGCACGACUGGAACAUGUUCUUAUAGUGGCCAAGUCAGUUUAACGGCGAUAUAUCAUUUAGCACAAGAAAGGAUCAUUAGUCGUGCAGAAAGUCAUUCGUAACUUACAAACCGCUUAAUGGAACAUCCACUAAGAUAGAUUAUAUAUCUCUGUCGAAAAUGUGUAUUAUAUCAAUUUUGAACGACUUGGACACGGUGCGAUGAAAUUUUCGAAGUGGGCAGGCUUGCCAAUUGCAAUAAAAAAAUAGUAUUACAUCCUUUAUCUCAUUAUCCUUUAAAAAAUUAAUUAUUGUUUUCGGAGUAUAAACGAUAAAGCCAUUAAUAAGUGUCAGUGAAAUAUUCCGAAAGAAAAUAAAAACGAGCCUUUAAAAAGGGAGGGAGAGCGGCAAGCUUAUAAUUCAAUCAUUUUCUUAUGAAUGCUUUAACUAAGUAAACCACAAUCAUACUCGAUAUCUUAUAUGGAAAUAAAUCGUUUAGAUUGAUAUCAGAGAAGGUACCUCAUGUGACCUUACAAGGAAGCCUUUAAUUAUUAACAAAAUAUAUAUGAAGUGUCAUAGUAAUCUAUUUAAAUCCAAACUUUGAAUUCAUUACAUUUGAAUUUAAAGCCUGCUUAAAGUAAGAAUCCAUAGUGAGAUUUACAUUCUAACAUUCCAACCUAAAAAAAAGUUAAUAUAAUGUCAUGUUAUUUUUCUCUUUGUAUUUUUUUGGGAUGGUUUUAUCAUAUUUAGCGCCCAUUCGAUUUAAUUCAUAUUAAAAGACGUUUCAACAUUUGAUUACAUCUCAAAAAAGCAUAACCUGAAAUAUCUCGUCAAAGUCCAUGCUUAAGAAGUAAUUGGGGUUUUUUUACGCUUUGAUUUUAAAUGUUACAAUUUGAUGAUAAAAGAUCCCGUCUUUUACAUGGCAUGCUAUAUAGCUGAGCAUUAGACUUGACCACUUUAGCUUUACCCGAAUUUAAUCUAGGCUUUAAUCUUAAAAGUAUGGGAGCUUGUACAAAUUCAUAAAACAUAUUCAAACAAUCAAUCAAAUUCUUCUGGAAAAAAAAAAUCCUUAUCUACUUUUUAAUUUACAGUUUAUCAAAAUUGAAUUAUCCGCACUGUCGCAUAAAGAAAAUUAUUAGUUCAAAGUUCUCUGCUGAUGCAAACACUCUCUCUCUAUGAUGAGAAAAAUGUACGGGUAUUGAUGUACAUAUUUAUUAUCGAAUAAUCUAAUUUGGGAUCAGUGACAAACUGAGAUAAGAUUUUUUCUUAUCUCAGUGACAAACUGAGAUAAGAUUAAUACUGGCAAUCGAUUGUAAUUGUCUGUACAUGGUUUGCAAUAGGAUUACAAUUAAUAUGAUUGAUUGUACAAACAAGUGUGUCUUUUUGGCACAGUGCCCAGGAGGACAGUUUCUCAUAAAGCUGUGCGUGAAAUUACGUAUAGCUUCCCGAAUAUGCAGUUCAUUUUUCUUUAAAGGACAAGUCCACCCCAACAAAAAGUUGAUUUGAAUAAAAAGAGAAAAAUCAAGCAAGCAUAACAUUGAAAAUUUCGUCAAAAUCGGAUGUAAAAUAAAAAAAGUUAUGACAUUUUGAAAUUUCGCUUAAUUUCACACAACAGUUAAUAUGCACAUCCUGGUCGGUAUGCAAAUGAGGAGACUGAUGACAUCUUCCACUCACUAUUUCUUUUGUAUUUUAUUAUAUGAAAUAUUAAAUAUUCUAAUUUUCUCCUCAUUGUCAAGUGAAACAACAAUAAUUCCUCCCUGAACAUGUGGAAUAAGCAUUGUUUAAUACUAUAUGGUUCAGUCAAGUUGGUCCAUAUUGUCAAAUUUGUAAAAAAUGAAAUAUUGUAUAAUUCAAAUAAUAAAAAACAAAAUAAAUAGUGAGUGAGGGACAUCAUCGACUGUCUCAUUUGCAUGUCACUGAAUUGUGCAUAUCACUGUUUUUUUGAAAAAUAAGCGAAACUUUAAAAUGUCAUAACUUUCUUAUUUUACAUCCGAUUUUGAUGAAGUUUUCAGCGUUAUGCUAGUUUGAUUUUUCUCUAUUUAUUAAAAUCAACGUUUCCCUGUGGUGGACUUGACCUUUAAGAUAAAUCGUUUGUAAGGCGGAGUGAGUACGGAAAAAAUUAGUUAGAUUACAUAAUCAUGUUUCUAUGCAUUCCACAAAAUAGACAUUUAUUCAUGGUUUUAUCGAAUGACAUUGCACAUUUGUUUAUAUAUUAUAUUUGCAAUAUUUAUGCAUCGCACAAUCUUUUUUUAUUUACAAUAUUUCAUGCAAGUAGAAGGGUUUUUAUCACACCAAUUCUUCCACAGAAAAAAUAUCUUGAAUAUAUCAAAUAAACAUGAUAAAUGUAAAGCAAAUUGAGAAUACGCCUAUAAAAUCAUUUUGAUUAAU
Lytechinus pictus (painted urchin) is the source of this 4335-nucleotide messenger RNA. Its product is annotated as adenosine deaminase-like. Gene Ontology annotation, molecular function: adenosine deaminase activity. Gene Ontology annotation, cellular component: external side of plasma membrane; cytosol. The transcript is spliced from 9 exons. The coding region runs from base 62 to 1318 and encodes 418 amino acids. Gene Ontology annotation, biological process: inosine biosynthetic process; adenosine catabolic process; negative regulation of adenosine receptor signaling pathway. The record is from RefSeq and is a predicted model, not a curated record. Lineage: Eukaryota; Metazoa; Echinodermata; Echinoidea; Temnopleuroida; Toxopneustidae.